AUGGGGUUCGAUUUCAACUGCCUGACUAAGGUCCUUGGCCUGGUGAAGGAGGUCCAUGGGGCCCGGGGGAAGAUGAAUUACAUGGACUUGGGACUAAAGCUCAUAAAACUCGCCGGUCCCUACGUGGUGCAGUAUAUUGGUACCGUCAACCGUCCGCCGCGGGUCGAAGUCGAAGAGGCCUUUCAGCAAGCAGAGGAGGCGGAGGGCUUUAAGCCGUGGGAGGCACCCGUGCAGAAGAGCGGCAUGUGUCGUGCCCUCUUCAUUGGCAUCAACUACUACGGCACUCGCGCCGAGCUCUCCGGAUGCUGCAAUGACGUGAAACAAGUUCUCGCCACGUUGCAGAAGAAAAGGUUUCCCAUUGACGAGAUGUGCAUCCUUGUCGAUGAGGAGGAUUUUCCCGGCGCCACCGGUCUCCCGACGCGGAGCAAUAUUGUACGCUACAUGGCGUGGCUGGUAAAGGAUGCAAAGGCGGGUGACGUGCUCUUCAUGCACUUCUCUGGUCACGGCACCCAAACGCGUGCGUUGCAAGACUCAGAUGAGAGUUUUGAUCAGUGCAUUGCCCCGCUUGACUUUGAGCGUUACGGCUGCAUUCUUGACGAUGACAUUUUCAAAAUUCUUCUAGGAAGACUGCCGGCUGGGGUGCGAUUCACCGUUGUGUUUGACUGCUGUCACUCUGGCACUAUGCUCGACCUUCCAUACACGUUUAUGGGCAGCAGAAGUCUGCGCAGCGGCGUCACGGGACACAUGCAGCGCAUCCGCAGAGGCAACACGUGCGAAGGGGACGUGCUGAUGAUAUCUGGCUGCGCCGACGAGCAGACCUCUGCCGAUGUGACCAACACCGCCACGCUUGGGAUGAGCACAGCAGGGGCUGGUGGGGCCGCCACGCAGUGUCUGACCUACGUCAUACUCAAAGAAGGCAAUCUAUCAUACCAUGACAUGCUCAUCGCUACCCGCGACAUGCUGAGGAAAAAGCGAUUUACGCAGGUGCCGCAGCUAAGUGCAUCCAAGCCUAUCGAUUUACAGCGAAAGUUUUCACUUGUAAAGACAUUUGAUGUGGAUCACGCCGUUGUCUAA
Trypanosoma rangeli is the source of this 1074-nucleotide messenger RNA. Its product is annotated as metacaspase. Gene Ontology annotation, molecular function: cysteine-type endopeptidase activity. NCBI's taxonomy places the organism in Eukaryota, Euglenozoa, Kinetoplastea, Trypanosomatida, Trypanosomatidae. Bases 1 to 1074 code for a protein of 357 amino acids. The transcript has a single exon. Gene Ontology annotation, biological process: proteolysis. The record is from RefSeq and is a predicted model, not a curated record.